Messenger RNA from Loxodonta africana (African savanna elephant), 1562 nucleotides. RefSeq names its product chromosome 3 C1orf174 homolog (gene C3H1orf174). Lineage: Eukaryota; Metazoa; Chordata; Mammalia; Proboscidea; Elephantidae. The transcript has 5 exons. Bases 119 to 1075 code for a protein of 318 amino acids. The record is from RefSeq and is a predicted model, not a curated record.
CCAACUCUCUGGUGACGUCAGACGCCGCGACAGGAACAGAGGCUUCCCGGUAGCCGCUCCGCGGAAAGCGUUAAGGCUUCGCGGAGGCGGCGGCGUCAGGGGCGCGCCGCUCACACUCAUGAGGAGCCGGAAGCUCCCAGAUGGAGUGCGGUCAUCAGCCCGCCUGAGGAGCCGAGGGUGCCCAGCCGCCGAGUUGGCCUCUGCACAGGAAGUGGAUGUCCCCAAGUCGGCCAAGGCCGUGUGUCUGACUUCAUCGUCACACAAAACUGACAGGCGAAUUUCCAAGAAGUUCAAGCAUGACAAAGAUAAUCUUGUGAAAUCAGAGUUACAGAAGCUCGUCACUAAAAGUGCUAGUGCUUCCUUGCCAAAAAUAGCACCCAAGACCCCUUGCGCAAACGAGCCUCUGGAGCUUGGUGGACACUGCACAGAGCCCCCAGGCAACGAGGCUGGCGCGACUGCGCAGCAGGAGGCUGAAGGCCUCCCACUCAGCCACUGUGGCAUCCUAAGGGACGAGUGUCCUACACAGACUGACGAUGGCUUGUCCCCGCCAAAGCACAGCGCAGCUCCUGAAGCACAAUUGUCUAACAGCAGCUCCGCAGCACAGGAUGAGUCAGCGCUGGAAGCCGAGGAGGCACAGAAGCCACCACUUCAGAUGGACAACAGCGUCUUCCUUGACGACGACAGCAACCAGCCCAUGCCCGUGAGCCGGUUCUUCGGGAACGUUGAGCUCAUGCAGGUGCUGUCGAGACAGUUUCCACUCAUAGCGACCUUGUGUACAACAGAACAAAACACUGCCCGCUUCUGCAUCGUCCUCACAAUCACUGCUAUGCCGCACCUCAGCAAAAGAAGAAAAUACAAAACAAUAGUAAUUUCAACCCCAGAGGAGAAGGUGAAAGCAUUGCUGGCUGGGGGCACCCCUGCGCUCUCCCGGCUGAGAGUAACUGCUGUGGUGAGACUGGUGCUGGACCUUCCACCUGCGUCUUCAGCUUGUCCUUCCAUGAGCAGACGAGAAUUCAGGAAAAUGCAUUUCAGAGCCAAAGAUGAUGACGAUGAAGAUGAUGAUGCAGAAAUGUAGAUAAUAAAAUGCACAAAAUAAUUUCUCUUGUAUUUAGUGUAGUUAGCAACUUGGCAGUUUUGCAAAUUACAGGAUUCAUAAAAAAUUUAACUCCAAGGGAACUUAUUCUUAAGCACACUUCAAAACGGAACCAUUGAAGUCAACACACAGUGCCGACUCCCAGUAGCUGCAGGUCAAUUGGUAUGAACUGCAGCAACCUUGGGGAUUGUAAAGCCGUUGUUCCUGUGUGGAUGUAUUUUCAUGUAAAUACGGUUCGAGUCAGCUGAGGGGGUUUAGGGCUGAUGGGAGACCUUUGUAAAGAAGAAUUUUCACUUAAAGUGCUUUAGUGUUGAUAAUAUGCAAGUUUAUUUUCCAUUGUCAGAAUUUGGUUGUUCUUGUGAUUCAGUCAGUGCCAGGUUUUAAAGAACAGUUUCCCUGUAGAUGAAGCUGAUGUUUACUUUGGAAAUUUUGCAAAGCACGUAUAGGAAAUAAAUAUAUUUUGAAAGUA